CUUUUCCUAAUAUCUUUACCUCUUCCUCAACUCUCACUUUCUUCCAAAGUUUUUACAACCAAAAACUUCCACCACUCUUUCUCUCCCUAUAUCUCUUUCUUUUCUCUGUUUUUCUCUUUCUCUUUGUUUUUUCAACAAGCAUGAAUUCCUCUGUUAUGAACUCACAAAGUGUUAUCUUAACAACUGCCAUGGCUGUUUCUGGAGCUGUAAUAUUUCUCUCUCUUUCUCGUAUCAGAAAUUCAACUUCUCAUCUUCCAAAUCAUCUACCUGCUUCUUCUUUACGUUCUUGUUUAUCUUCAGAUGAUAAAAAAAGAGAGAAGAAGAAGAUGAAGAAAAGGGUGAAAUUUGCUGAUAAUGUUAAGGAUAAAAAAAGUGAUUUUACUAAUAUUAUUACUCCUGUAAAUGAGAAAAAAAUGAAGAAAGUUGAGAUUUUUGAAGAUGAUAAAAAAAAAAUCCCAGAAUUUCGUCGAAUGCCAGCUAAUCGAGCUGCACUUUACCAUGGAAUUUUGAAGGAUAGGGUUCAUAGAGUUGAAUGUUCUUAUUGAUUUUUUUACCAUAUGUCCUUAUCUUUAAAUUUAGAUUUCAGGUUAACAAAUUUAAGGUCAUCUUUAGUUUUUUUAUUUUUCUUGAUGUUUGGAAGAUAACUUCUAUAGUUUUUCCAUAGUUCUAUAUAGAUGGUAAAAGUAGAUAGUAGUGUAAAAAUUCUGUACAAAUGAACUGUAAAUUGCGAGAAAGUCUAAUUUUAUUAAACACAUAACUUGUUACAA
Messenger RNA from Beta vulgaris subsp. vulgaris (sugar beet), 767 nucleotides. RefSeq lists its product as hypothetical. The record is from RefSeq and is a predicted model, not a curated record. Bases 141 to 545 code for a protein of 134 amino acids. NCBI's taxonomy places the organism in Eukaryota, Viridiplantae, Streptophyta, Magnoliopsida, Caryophyllales, Amaranthaceae. The transcript has 2 exons.